UACAACAUAGUGGGAAAUAUAAACAUAUAUGGGUUUAGGAGGAUUGGAUUACGAGGAGGCACGAUCUACUCCCAAGCUCUCUCUCUCUAGGCUUCCAUGCAAGCCAAAACUCCCCAUACAAAUGCUUACGCCGCCGCUCCACCCCUCGCUCUCCAUCCCAUUUCAAUGGGAAGAGGCGCCGGGAAGGCCUAGGUUUUCCGCCGAUGCUGAGGCCGCUGCCACGACUUGCUGCUUGGACUUGCCUCCCAGAUUGUUGCUGCAUGACGACCCCCAACUUACCAUAAUGCCCUCGCCCCCCACGCUCUUCGACGGCCCUUACGCCUCUCUUUUUGCAUGCUGCACCUUCUCCUUCCGCGGCUCGGCCCGCUUCCGGAGAUUUACUACUUAUUCUUGCGGCGGCUCGAGCUCGAGUUCGAGGAGGAGGUGGAGAAGAUGCUUCAAGUUUCCCAAGGAAGAGAAGGGUAGUUUCGACCUUUCCCAGACGCUGGGAGAUUUUUUCAUGCCUGACAAAAACAAAAUGCAUAAGAUGCCAAGAAUUAGAAGAGUGUUCGAUUUCUCCCUUAAUUCUAACUUGUUAGACAUUUAUGCACGCUUUAAGCAGGCGAUUCCAUGGCGGCGUAGAAGAUGAAAUUCCUCGCAGGCCAUUCAUUAUUAUUGUUAUUAUUUUUUGGCAUUUUAAUUUUGUAUCUCCUUAUUUUAAUUAUGCGUUUCUCAUGCAUGUACGAAAUACUACAUGCGUGACUUGUAUUGACAAAAAAAUGUUUGAGACCAUGCAAUGUUUUUAAAGGAAACCCAAACCACUUUUUAUAUAA
This is a messenger RNA of Salvia splendens (bonfire salvia), 812 nucleotides long. RefSeq lists its product as uncharacterized. The record is from RefSeq and is a predicted model, not a curated record. The transcript has 2 exons. NCBI's taxonomy places the organism in Eukaryota, Viridiplantae, Streptophyta, Magnoliopsida, Lamiales, Lamiaceae. The coding region runs from base 29 to 628 and encodes 199 amino acids.